Messenger RNA from Pedinophyceae sp. YPF-701, 663 nucleotides. The record is from the annotation of a GenBank genome assembly. NCBI's taxonomy places the organism in Eukaryota, Viridiplantae, Chlorophyta, Pedinophyceae.
AUGCGCGCCACGGCCCUGCCAGCCUCAAGGCACAGGGCUGGCGGUGCACACGCCCAGUGGCAGAGGUCGAGGCGGCCAUGCCCGGGCCCAACUAGGCACCACCAUGCAGGACCCCGCCGGCGCGGCGCGGGCGCCUGCGAGGCUUCAGCGCAGGUUGUCGGCGCCUUCGCAGCCGCCGCCGUCGCGCCCAUCGCGCUCGACAUCCUCCAGGCGCUGCUUGCGCGCCGCGUUGGAAAGGAGGGCUGGAUUGAGGGGUACAAGGGCAUCCCGAGGCCGCCGUUCGCGCUCCCAAAGUGGGUCACAAGCGCCGGCUCGCUCCUCCUGCAGGCUGGGUGUGGGUUUGCUGCAGUGGCGCUGUGCGGGGAGACGGUGGCGGUGUCGGCCGCGCGCAAGGCCGCGGCAUGGUGCGCGGCGUGCAUCGCCAUCAACAACACCCAGCUGCUGCUGCUGUCGCUGGCGUGGCCGCGCGUGUUUCCCAGUGUGGCGUGGGCGGCGGCGCGGCUGCUGUCAGCGGGGGUGGCGUGGAACCUCGCGAGGGCCGCGUGCGGACCCGACUCGAUCGUCUCGCAUUUGCUGCUCCCCGGCAUCGCGUUCUCGGCGUACGGCCUGCUGCUGCAGACGUGCACGUGGCGCGCACAUCGCCAGCGCGCCGGCGACGUGUGA